Messenger RNA from Quercus robur (English oak), 1581 nucleotides. RefSeq names its product biotin--protein ligase 2-like. The transcript is spliced from 10 exons. Bases 53 to 1144 code for a protein of 363 amino acids. Gene Ontology annotation, biological process: protein modification process. Lineage: Eukaryota; Viridiplantae; Streptophyta; Magnoliopsida; Fagales; Fagaceae. The record is from RefSeq and is a predicted model, not a curated record. Gene Ontology annotation, cellular component: cytoplasm. Gene Ontology annotation, molecular function: biotin--[biotin carboxyl-carrier protein] ligase activity.
AGUUUUUUAAAAGCAUAUACCAAACUGCUUGUCUCCUAUUUUUUUUACUUACAUGUCCUUGAAGGACUCACUGCGAUUUCUCACUCUAAGAAACUCCAUCCACUCUCUGAUUCUCUCUCCGCGCAAGCUCACUUUCCCAUACAAACUCUCUUUCUCUCCUCUUUCAGCUAUGGAUUCCAAUUCAUCUUCUACCCUGGUUUUAUGUGGAAAAUCGACGGCUGAGAAUGAAAUCGCAGUCUCUCUAAAGAGCAAUAAGACUCUGAAGCUCCCAGGUGAUAGCGAAGUUUCUGUUCUUUUGAAAUCGGAGCUCGAAGAAAACUCUUUUCGCAUCGAUUCCUACAUGGCUUCUCUUUCAACCAGUCAGUUUGGUAGGUUUCUCAUUUGGUCUCCGAGGUUGCCUUCCACGCACGACGUCGUUUCUCACAAUUUUGGUGAGCUUCCACUUGGUACGGUUUGUGUUGCCGAUGUUCAGUUUAAAGGACGAGGUCGUUCAAAGAAUGUGUGGGAAUCUCCAAUGGGUUGCCUUAUGUUUUCUUUUACAACGCAAAUGGAGGAUGGGCGAGUUGUGCCUCUGGUGCAAUACGUCGUGUCUCUUGCUAUUACUGAGGCAAUAAAGGAUGUUUGUGACAAAAAUGGCUUACCAUGUAUUGAUGUUAAGAUAAAGUGGCCAAAUGAUCUUUACUUAAAUGGCCUUAAAGUUGGAGGCAUUUUGUGCACCUCAACAUAUAGAUCGAAGAAGUUCAAUGUCAGUGCCGGUAUAGGUUUGAAUGUUGAUAAUGAGAAACCAACAACAUGCUUGAAUGCAGUUCUCAAAGAACUUUCUGUUGUGGCUUACCAAUUAAGUAGAGAAGAAAUACUUGCGGCCUUCUUUGAAAAAUUUGAGAAAUUUAAUGAUCUUUUCAUAAAUCAAGGAUUUCAGACUCUUGAGGAGCUAUAUUAUAAGACAUGGCUGCACAGUGGGCAAAGAGUAAUUGUACAGGAAAAGAACGAGGACCAAAUGGUUGAAAAUGUAGUAACUAUUCAGGGUUUGACAUCCUCAGGAUAUUUGCUAGCUAUUGGUGAUGACAAUCAAAUGUAUGAGCUUCAUCCUGAUGGCAAUAGUUUGGACUUCUUCAAAGGGCUGAUUAGAAGAAAACUUGACUGAAGAUUCCUAUGCACCUUUAACCAGCGGCAACUAUCACGUUGCAUCAUGUGCAUACCGAUGAUGAUCAUUGUCCCUACUUUUCUUUAUGUCUACUCACUUGUUCAAUUCACUUAUUACUUUGGUGCUGUCUUCUUUUCUUUUUUUAUGAGACCUUGUCCAACUUAGUUUUUAUUAUAAUUUUGGUAAGUUACACAUGCACCUUCUAGUUCUUGAACCCACAACCUCACAUCUAUCGUACUCUUAUAAAGAGAUGAAGUGCCAUUUAAGUUAGAGCUCAAUGGGUAGGACAAAUUUCAUAAAUUACAACCAUUUUACAGUGUUUUAUACGGUUUUGAUGUCAUAUGAUAAGUGGUUGGGUCAUGGUUAUUUCAGAUGAUCAUUCAUUUGUAGGAAUUUUUGUCUCUGUUGUCAGCUAUGAAAGAAAUUCUUUGAAUAAA